Theobroma umbraticum is the source of this 1588-nucleotide messenger RNA. RefSeq lists its product as uncharacterized. The record is from RefSeq and is a predicted model, not a curated record. NCBI's taxonomy places the organism in Eukaryota, Viridiplantae, Streptophyta, Magnoliopsida, Malvales, Malvaceae.
UUUAACGUCGUUUACGGACGUGAUGGUUGCUAUAAACAGGGGUCCGAACCUCCAACGCUUGCCUGGAAAGGUACCUGAUCUCCUUUGCCUCAUAGAAAAGAUUCAAGGAGAAAAGGAAAAGGGAGAAAAAAGGCUCUUAGAUCCUCAUUGUAUCAGGCCCUGGAUUGAACACAAGAUUCCUCUCAUUCUCGUGCUUUUCUUUCCCUUUCUUUAUUUCCCAUCUGCCCCAUUCUUUUGCAUUAUUGUGUUUGUUUGGAGAUUCUUUCAAGAUGGAAUGGUCUGCAACAUCCGCUACAAAAGCAUAUCUCGAGACCUUCCAAUUGUGUAAUAAUCUGAACAAGCUAAGUGACUCGUGGAAAACACAAGAGCCUGGAAGCAAUGAGUUCAUAUCAGCCUUAGCAGCUGGCAUGAAAUCAAAACUGAUAGUGGAGGUUAAAUCUAGUGUAUCACCAUCCACAAUAGCAUUAGCCACCGCGGCAAAACAUACUGGGGCCAGGUUCGUCUGCAUUCUCCCGGAGACUGCCCUUCUUGAAGCAAAAAGAGAAACUAAAGAUUCAGGUCUAAUAGACAUUGUAGAAUUUAAAACCGGAGACCCCACCGAGAUUCUGCAAAAUUAUGAAAAAAUUGAUUUUUCUUUGGUAGAUUGCAAGAAUGAUGACUACCCAAAGUUGUUAAAGAUGAUAAACGUUAAUCCCAAAAAGGCAGUAGUAGUGGCUAACAACUUGGCGAGUGACAAGGAAGGCUUCGGAGGUCAUGUCAAAGGAAUGAAGGAUAAGGUAACAGUGAGGUCUAUGAAGCAUCCCAUUGGGAAAGGAAUGGAAAUUACUACUAUUGGAAGAACCAAUAAAAGUGAAAGGCGAGAUCGGGGUGGUGGAGGUCAGUUAGGAGCAGAAAGAAGGGGAAUUCCCAUGAAGAAGACUGCUAAUGCUAAUAGCAAAUGGAUCGUUAGAGUUGAUGAGGAGAGUGGUGAGGAACAUAUAUUCAGGCCGCCAAGAUCUCUUUAGUUAACCUUUUCUCUACCCAAAAAGUUAACAUUGCACUGCACAACUGUGAGCUUGAAAUCAAGUUUCUUUUGUUUAGAAGCUGUGAAUUCUGACUUCUGAUAGCUGGUGGGGGGAUUUAGACAUAUGCUCUGGCAGCCGUGACAAUGAUCUCACAAGCCAAUUAUCACUUCUUUAAUAGUGAUGAUAUAUAUAGAAGGCUUAAUUAGAAAGCAUGCGUUUACGGUAUAUUUUCUGCUCUCCAAUCGCUACAGCAUGUCUGCAAAUGGUGAUAUUGCAUCCUGUGAUGUUCCAGAGGAGAAAUGAAGGAGGCCUAGUGAGGAGUAGCCAAAGCUGGGGCCCUGUCCAGUUAACUCUCUGCAGCUUUCUCCAAUGCAAUGCUAACUUAAUUUGCUAAUGCCAUCAAAAUCUCAGCGGGUGCCACAAAUUUAAGUUAAUAGGUUGUUUGUUGUACAUCUUGUGCAAACAGGUUUUAUGUAGUGUGUUUUUCAUGGUUAGCUCUCAAAUAUAAUAAACAUUUGUAAUUCCAUGGCCAAAAACAUGUCCCAGGCAUAAUUUCAAUGGCAAAAAGCAGGUUGUUAAAUGAA